This is a messenger RNA of Tigriopus californicus, 4310 nucleotides long. RefSeq lists its product as uncharacterized. Gene Ontology annotation, biological process: protein folding in endoplasmic reticulum. The transcript is spliced from 8 exons. The coding region runs from base 367 to 4071 and encodes 1234 amino acids. Gene Ontology annotation, cellular component: cytoplasm; membrane. The record is from RefSeq and is a predicted model, not a curated record. Lineage: Eukaryota; Metazoa; Arthropoda; Copepoda; Harpacticoida; Harpacticidae.
GUGGUCACCCUGAUUGCAACGCAAUCAAAAUAUUUCAAGAGCCACUCAGUCAGUGUCUUCUGGGCUCUUCUCGCUUGGAGACUUGAAUGAAAAUCAUUCUUACUCAUUCACUCUUGACGACUUUCAUCAUCUUCGAUAAUAGCAACUGUCUCCGUGUGACCGCCGCUCAGCGCUAAAUUGGAUGGAUGGAUGGAAUAGAUAGCUUUGUCCGAUUGAGAUAUCCAUCCCGGACCCACAGGCUCAGUGGAAUAUGUUCAGCCUCGACCUCCAAUACCCCUCAUUGGUAUUGUGAUCGAGUUCUCAAACGGGUUUGCCCAUAUUACGCCAACCGUUAAAUCCACCACUGUGGCUCAGGGGGUUUUUGGUAUGAAGCGCCGGAAAAGAUUCGGGUUUUGGGUUUUCCUGUGGAUUUGGGUGGGAUUGGAAUCCGCGACCUGGGGACUAAUGGACAGUGAGUUGAACUAUGUCCCUUCGUCAGCCCCAGGGACGGGAUCGUCUUUAACCCCACAGCAUCACAACCCACCCACACAUAAUCUCCCGCCCAUGAAUCGUCAAUGUCACAAUUUUCGAGCCUCGUGGAUGGUGCCUUUUACUCUUUUGAGGCACACUUGCCCUGAGCAACAUGCCACCAGAACACACGCCACCAUGGCUAAAGUUCCCACGGUUUCCCCAAGGCCCAAAAUAGAGGAACCAUCCCGAAUAUUAACUCCCCCUUUAGAAAUGCCCGUCCGCGAUCUUCCAUUGACAUCGGGGACACACACCCAAAGUUCAUCCAAGCCCCCUCCUACACCCCCAAACGACGAGAUCUAUGUGGUUAAAGCGAUUCCUAGAAAUCAGCUCCCACCACAACCCAAAGUAGACCCUCCGCCUAUUGUGGAUCAUUUGGCUGGAUCCCCAACGGUAGAGGAAGGAGAUUCGUCUCCAGAAGAAACAAAAUCUAACGAGGUUGGGAAGGAUCCAAAUAAUGUGGUUCAGGAAAUGGAUCCAUUAGUCGGAGAGAAAAAUCUUACCAAGAAAGGGAGCGGAAAUCCGGCUGAUGAUGUAACUGCCAACAAUACCGAACCAGACAUUCCAUCGUUUAGCGAGUGGGCUCAAAAGGCGCUUGAGGAGGAGGAGAAAAAGAAGGAGGAAAAACGGAAAAAGGUGGUCGAAGAAAAGGAGAAAAUGAAACAGCAACAGCAGCAAAAUGGCAAGGUAUCAUCUAGUCACCAUGCCCCACCUCCUCCCAGUGUAAUGGUUCCCAAUAAAGCUCUCAAGAAAAACUUUGCCAGCCUGGAUUGUGGGGCGAAAGUGGUUGGCGCCAACUCCGAAUCCCAAGGAGCCAGUAACAUCAUUUCCACGUCCAGAGACGAGUACAUGCUCAACACAUGUACUGACAGUGCUUGGUUCGUGGUUGAGUUAUGCGAGUCCAUUAAAGCCUUUAAAGUGGAAAUUGCCAAUUUUGAGCUCUACUCUUCAGUUCCUCACGAAUUUCGAGUGUGGCUAGGCGGCAAUUACCCAGCCAGAGACAAGGAUUGGGUGCUCUUUGGUCAAUUUCAAGCCAAAGAUGAAAGAACCGUUCAAACUUUCACGUCCCAAGAGAGCGUUUUUGGCAAGUAUGCCAAAAUUGAGAUCCUCUCCCAUCACGGAAGUGAGCAUUACUGCCCGAUCUCAAUGUUUCGGAUCUUUGGGAUCUCUGAGAUUGAGCUAAUCGGGCGAGAUGAUGACGACGAUGACGACGACGAUGAUGACCAUCAACAAAACAUUCAUCAACCACCAACUGAGGCUGCACUAGAGUUGGAGAAGGAACCGCCAAAAAAGAAGGACAUUGUAAGUUUCAUCAAAGAAAAAGUGGAUGAAACCAUCGAACGAGUUGUGGGCGUGUUCAGGACAAGUGAUCAAUUCCAAAAGAUGGAUGUGGCCCUCAACGAAUCUAGCUUGAUUGGCAACUCGUUCGUAUUUGAGGUACAUUGCCCUGGUUGUGAGGAAGAGCGAUAUCGCGACGUGUAUUACUUGCUGGCCACCAAAUAUAAUAUGCUCAAGAGCUCCCUGCAGAUCCCGGCCCUAAGGACUAGUCUAAUGAAUUGGGCCUGCCGAGAAAAUGGAUUCGAACAAAUUGGAGGACCAAAGCACGAUCAUGGCGUUUGUAUUGGUUAUCAACUAAUGGAUUUUCAUCGCACUCUUUUCGGCUCCAGCCGGACAAUUGCUCUUUGCAAUAUCCUUCUCAUUGACCAAGGGAUCUCUAAGUUCGCUCAUUCGCUUGUUGAUUCCUCGGCGUCAAAGAACACGCAGACUUUGGAUCUUGAAAAUGCCAAGAGCAAUUGGACCGGAUCUGAUCCAGGUGAUCAAUUAUCGAGUGUCAAAGAUGACCAAAACUCGAGGGGAAAUGCACAGGCUCAAGCGCCCAUUGGCGAUGACGGCAGCUUGCCUCUUCCCCCGAAUCGUCAGAAUGAUUUCAAAGGAAAACCAGAUGAAACUAAUCGAAUCAGUCCCAGUGAUGAACAACCAGAUAACGCAGCAGACCGUAACAAGACUGAAGAUAUUGAGAAUGCAUUUGUGGCCGCUUCAGACGGAACACCUCAUGGCCAAACGGUUAUCAUCGAAAAAGGUGCCAAAAAUGGUGAAGACCGUAUGAAUGGCAAUCCCAUUAAAAACGAGAGGUCCAAACAAACCGAAUCCGAACAACUAUCAGCCAAUGGUAAAAUAGCCAAAAUGGAUCCCACCGAGUUGAAGGAUCCGCCUAAGGUUGUUCACGUGUCUCCUACCGCAGAUGCCCACGUUUCUAAGACUGCUCAUGCUCAGUCCAUCAAUUCCCAACAACAAAAGGAAUCCGUGUGGCAGAAAUUGACCAAUAAAAUCAAGACCUUGGAACGAAAUGUCACUCUAAGUAGCGGAUAUCUGGAGGAAUUGAGUGUUCGGUAUAAGAAGCAAAUCGAAGACCUGCAGUUUCUUGUUCGUCAAAGUUCUGAUGCAUUGGCCCAGACUAAUGGAGCUGCCGCUGAGGAUCGGGCCCAACUCCUGCAUCUACAAACCAUCGUCAAGGAGCUCACCCUAACGUUGGAAAACUUGACCACUCAAGUAGAGACUGUCGGCAUUUGGGGCCUUGGGUUCCAUCUGAUCUUUUUGAUUGUGGAGAUUGUCGUGGGGUUCAUAAUUUAUUCUUGCAUUCUACGAGGAUCUUCGAGGAGGCGACCGUCCGUUUCAUCUGAGAAGAGGGACAAUGAUGCCGUCCACUUCGCAAUUCCUUUUCAUAAGUCAGAGUCAACAGCCAUUGACGAUGACAAUAGGCGAUGUCAAGAUCCUCAAGCGAAUCGCCAUCUUAGGGUUGAAAACGACCCUGCCGUUCAUCGAGGGAGAAGACGGAAAAGUCUAGACUUUAAUUUACCUAAUGGAAAUUUGUCCAAGAAGCAACGAAAGCGAAUGCAACGGCGCUUGAACAAGGUGUCCUCCGCCAGUCGGGUUCAAGAUCUAAUUUUAAACGGAGUCAAUGACGACGACGACGACGACGAUCGGGAGGAUGCCCUACCCAAUGUGUAUUACACAUUCCAACCUGGGGACAGGAAGUUGUAUCGAUCAAGCGAUCGAUUCCAGUUGGGCGGGGACUCGGAUUCCUCGCCAGAAACCAGCAGAGAAUCCAGAAGCCAAAGAUUUCGAGUCAAGAAAGUAGCCCCCGAUAUCCCACUGCCCUCGUUACCGGCCAUUCAAGUGCGUAACAUGUUUGGAGCUUUGGACAACAGUGUCCAUGAUGACCCGACGCCAGUCAAGCAGAGAUCCCUUCAGUAUCAGCAACAUUAUGUUGAGCGAGCUCCCCGCAAUGGCCAUUUGGUCCUCCUUACCGAGUCCGAGUAUGAAAACGAGGAUGAACAGAGAUUACUGGUCAAUGGGCGAAGCCAUCGGAGCCGACUGAAGGGCAGCUCUACUCCGGUUCAAUAUCGAAGUAAAUCCACUUCUCCUUUGCGCAUCGGUCAAACCGCCAAACAAAAGGCCCUAUUCAAGAACUUUGAUCCGGACAAAGCGGAUUGGAUCAGUAACAAGAAAAGCGAAUAUCAGAUUCAAGCACCCCCUCCUAAUGCUGUGCUUGUGCUACGUUAACUUUGAAGAAAGGGGACACUUUAUACGUGUCCAACGAAAGACAAACGACCCUUCUUUUCUUGAAGGACAAUACUAAUUACCACUUGCACUGGCUGCACAAUCCUGUGAUAUGAACACUCGACGGCUGUUAUUUGCGUCUACUAGAGCAUUUUCUCACAUCAGAAAUCUGGAACAUUAAUUAAUACCAAUAUGAACUCUUGUAAAAAUGACGACAUACAAAGAUUCUCCUAUUCCCAUCA